AUGACAGCUCUGCUGAACGUAACAGAAAUUUUUGGGAAGUCGGCGGUUCUGCUGGCGACCACAGACUCUCCCCUUAACCUGACUCCAGGAUCUCGGGCCGAACUAGUACCAGAGCAGCCCCUGGCUCCUCUCUGUACCAUCUACUGCUGUGGAGUUCUCAAUCGUGCCUUUGCAGUUGCUCUCAUGGUCAUCCUGGCUUUUGCAAUCGUGGUUGGCAAUGUGAUCACGCUGACUGUUUUUGUGCAGACAAGGCAGUCCAGAACACCGCAAGGCUACCUGAAAGUGUCUCUGGCCAUAGCUGACAUGAUGGUUGGCGUACUUGUGGUCCCUUUCUCUGUUUACACGGAAGUCUCACUGAUGAUAACCUACACGCCUCCCAUUUGGUAUCAAGGGGGUUCUGCAUCUCUGGUGUCUUCUCUAAGUGGACAGAGGAGCCUGUGGCAGCCUUGCAUGCUGAUUGGACCCGUGUUCGCUGGAUGCACCUUUGUCUCCAUCAGCACCAUCUUCCUCAUGACGGUGGAGCGAAGUGUGGCCAUCCUUUGGCCGCUCCACAAGGACGCCUUGGUGACGCGGAGGAGAACGCUUUCCCUCAUCCUGCUCUCGUGGGCUGCCAGCUUUCUCCUGGCGCUUGCACCCCUCCUAUUCAGCAGCAACUUCACUUUAGAGUACAAUGAGUGUAGCCGAAUGUGUAACUAUGUCCCAGUGUUGCUAGGCAACCGGCUACCACAUGACGCCAACAUCCUGCUGUUAUUCCCAGUAUUUGACUUUACCCUUCUUGGUGGAACGUUGGCAGUUAACAUUGUGUCUUUCACGAGCAUCAGGCAGUACUCCAGGAGACGCAAACUGCUCUCAGAGGGGAGUGCGAUUGACAGGAGAGGAGGAGGAAGAGGCGAGGGAGGGCCGUGCCCUCACAGACCCUCAUUUUCAGACAUUAAGGCCGCUAAGACAAUAAGCGUACUAACAUUUGCUUUCACCGCAUCCUUCACUCCCAUUGCAGUGUUUGUGCUGGGGAAUGUGGUGGGCUACACCUGGUGCAACUUCUCCUUUGUUGCCUUCUGGAUUCUAACAGCAAACAGCUGCUGCAAUGUGAUCAUCUACAGUGUCAGGGACCACCGUUUUCGGAAGGGGGUGACCCUACUCUUUCAGCGGGACCACUGCCCCCCACAGGAAGAGAAAACGUGA
Messenger RNA from Syngnathoides biaculeatus (alligator pipefish), 1182 nucleotides. RefSeq names its product adenosine receptor A3-like. NCBI's taxonomy places the organism in Eukaryota, Metazoa, Chordata, Actinopteri, Syngnathiformes, Syngnathidae. The transcript is spliced from 2 exons. The coding region runs from base 1 to 1182 and encodes 393 amino acids. Gene Ontology annotation, cellular component: membrane. Gene Ontology annotation, biological process: G protein-coupled receptor signaling pathway. The record is from RefSeq and is a predicted model, not a curated record. Gene Ontology annotation, molecular function: G protein-coupled receptor activity.